AGUACCCUAACAAGCUUGACCCUGACCUCAAUAUCUCGUCACACGCUCCAAAUCGACCUGAAUUUUUGCAAAAACGGAUAAUUAGUGACUUUUGUCAGGAGAACUAGAAGUACACGCAUUCUGACAAUGUCCAACAUCCCUCCAGAGAUCCAGGAGGCACUUGGAAAUUUAUUGUCGGCAUUGUCGUCCACUGAUAACACAUAUCGUAAGCAAGCAGAAAGUGCUUUGAACAACGAAUGGUUCACGAAGGAUAAGAUCGAUGUAUUGCUGGUGUUUCUCGCAGAGCAGGCAGCUAACGGUGCAGAUGAAAAUACUAGGGCAUUUGCUGCAGUCUUGUUUAGACGCUUUGCCAUCAAAUCCCCAAAUUAUCAAGGGUUUUCUGUCACUGACAGACAGGUGGAUCAUAUAAGUCAUGCUGCAAAGGCCGAAGUUCGUCGGGUGCUUUUGCAAGGUUUCGUUUCCAACCAGACUAAGAAUGUGAGACACAAACUUGCGGAUGCUAUUGCUGAAGUGGCCAAGGAUGAUUUUGAAUGGCCCGAGUUGUUACCAACAAUUUUGCAAGCGACUACUGGGGACCCGGUUAUGAAAGAAUCGUCUUUCAGAAUGAUCACAACUACACCUCAAAUCAUCAGUAAUCAUGAUCUGAAUGAGUCGUUUUUGAAAAUGUUCCAUUCUGGUUUUGAGGAUUCAUCUGACGACGUUAGAAUUGCCACAUGUACAGCCUUUGUUGCCUUUUUCGAGAAUUUGCCAAAGUCAACAUGGUCAAUUCUAUCGCAGCUGUUGCCAAAUUUGCUUAACUCUUUACCAAGACUUUUGAGUAAUGGGAAUGAUACAGCAUUGGCUUCAGUUUUGGAAAGUCUCAUUGACUUAGUUAUCCUUGCUCCAAAAAUUUUCAAGCCUAUGUUUGAGACCAUAAUUAGCUUUUGCUCAGAAGUUUCCCAGAACCAAGAGUUAGAGUCAAAUGCAAGAUUGACUGCACUAGAGUUGUUGACGAGUUUCUCAGAGUCAUCUCCAAACAUGUGUAAAAGAGAACCCUCUUAUUCGUCUGCAAUCGUGAUUGUUACAUUGAAGUUGAUGACUGAAGUUUGUAUUGAUGACGAUGAUUGUGCCGAAUGGAAUAAUGUUGAUGAUCCUAAUGAUGAAGGCGAAGAAGAAGAAUAUAAUGCAGCCAGACAAUCCUUGGAUAGAGUAGCUCUCAAAUUGAAUGGUCAAUGUUUAGCGGGUCCUCUCUUUCAAUAUUUGCCACAUAUGUUACAGUCACAAAAUUGGCGUGAAAGACAGGCUGCUUUGAUGGCAUUAUCGUCGGCUACUGAAGGUUGUGCAGAUGUUCUGAUUUCUGAAAUUCCAAAACUGUUGGACCUGAUUUUACCUUCACUGUCCGAUAACCAGCCCAGAGUUCAAUUUGCUUGCUGUAAUGCCUUGGGCCAAAUGUCGACCGAUUUUGCAACUGUAAUCCAAAGGUCAUCAGGUAACAGAAUUUUGCCGGCAUUAAUCUCAAUGUUAUCAACAAGAAACGUACCACGUGUUCAGACACACGCUGCUGCUGCUCUUGUAAACUUUUGUGAAGAGGCAACUAAGGAUAUAGUCGAACCAUAUCUAGAUGAUCUUUUGAACAACUUGCUAUCAUUACUUAAAUCAUCUCCAAAGAGAUAUGUUCAAGAGCAGGUGAUCACAACAAUUGCAGUUGUUGCCGACGCUGCCGAGAAUAGAUUUAUCAAAUAUUAUGAUACCUUAAUGCCAUUAUUAUUGACUGUCAUGAAAUCCGAUGUUGACCACACAAACAGAAGUUUAAUUGCUAAAUCCAUUGAAUGUGCAACUUUGAUUGCUUCUGCAGUGGGUAAAGAGAAGUUUACAGAAAGUGCUACUCAAAUUCUGGAAAUUUUCACAUAUUUGCAAAACAACUUACAGGGUGAUGAUGACCCAGUGAAACCAUACCUUGAAAAGGGUUGGAGCAGAGUUUGUAAAUUGAUUGGCAAGUCGUUUUUACCAUUUUUACCAGGUGUAUUACCACCUUUGUUGGAACAGGCUAAGGCAACUCAAGAUAUUUCCAUCGUCGAAGAAGAGCAGCUCGAAGAAAUCAACCAAAAUGAAGAAUACGAAGUCAUUCAAUUGUCUGGUAAGCAUAUAGCUGUCCAUACCUCCGUGUUGGACGAUAAAGCUUCUGCGAUCGAGAUUAUCAAGCUGUAUGCUGAAGUUUUAGACGACGCAUUUGUGCCUUACGUUUCUGAAAUUGCAAACGAGAUAGUCAUCCCUGGUUUGGAUUUUUAUUUACAUGACGGUGUCAGAGGUACUUGUGCAGUAACUAUGCCUGCCUUGUUAAAGUGCUGUAUUGACUCAACCGGCUCGUCACAGACGGCCGAAUCAUAUACCUUAUGGAAGAGUAUGGCUAAUAAAUUGAUCCCGCAGUUAGAGAGUGACCCUGCUGUUGAACUAUUCUUUGCUUACUACUACGCAUUAUUAAAAUGUCUUGAACUGAUGGGUCCGCAAGCCCUCGAUGAUACGCAGCUGAUUAGUAUAGCGAAAUCGAUCAAUUGUAACUUAUCCGACAUUUAUGAAAGAAUUAAUACCCGAGACGACGUUGACGACGAUUACAACGAAGAAGUGUCUGAAUAUGAUGAUGACUGUUCCGAUGAAGAAUUAUUAGAGGAAGUUGGUAAAGGUAUAAGCUCAGUUUUUGAGAAUUCCGGAGUUAGAUUCAUACCUGGUUUUAUGGAACUUACACCUACAGUCAACAAGUUUCUCUGUGAUGAAAAUCCAAUUUUGAAAAGAUUUGCAAUCCAGGUGAUUUGUGAUUUAAUCAAAUAUGGCGGUAAUGAAACUUUUAAACUUCAUGAGUUAUUCCUUAAUCCAGUUGGUGAAGCUCUUUCUUCAUCUGACUCCAAAGUUCGUGAGAUCGCGUCUAGAUGUGUUGGACUUUGCGCACAAUCACCAAGUAGCUCAGAUUAUUCAACCUUUUGCUUGGCGUGCAUACCAAUACUGACGCAAAUGACAAGCAUCCCAGAUUCUCGUGCACCUGAUAAUAUUGACGCAACAGAAUUCAUGUGUUCUACUCUUGCAUUGAUAAUUCAAUUUUAUGGUGACAGAAUUUCUGACGUUAACGACUUGAUUUCUACAUGGAUUACAUUAUUCCCUGUUUGCCAGAAUGAAGAGGCAGCACGAAUCGCAUACACCUUUCUAUCACAAAUAAUAAAUCAACACCAUCCUUUAGUGUCAACGAAGGUAUCACAGAUUGUGGAUAGUGUUGUACAGGCUCUACUUUACGCCUCAAUUUCAGGUGACACUGCUGCCAAUGUAGUUGCCUCUGUCAAAAGUUUGUUGGCAACUUUACCCGAAGAUCAAAGCAUGGCAAUGCUCAACAGCUACAGCGCUGAAGCAAAAGCUGUUAUAUCAAAGUGGUUUGUAUAAUUUUUUUUUCAUAUCAAAGAUACCUUCUACUUGAGGUUGCUGUAUAUAAUUUAUAUAUUUAGUGAAUAUCUUCAU
Messenger RNA from Pichia membranifaciens NRRL Y-2026, 3480 nucleotides. RefSeq lists its product as hypothetical. The record is from RefSeq and is a predicted model, not a curated record. NCBI's taxonomy places the organism in Eukaryota, Fungi, Ascomycota, Pichiomycetes, Pichiales, Pichiaceae. Bases 127 to 3405 code for a protein of 1092 amino acids. The transcript has a single exon. Gene Ontology annotation, cellular component: nucleus; cytoplasm. Gene Ontology annotation, biological process: protein import into nucleus. Gene Ontology annotation, molecular function: nuclear import signal receptor activity.